Messenger RNA from Schistosoma turkestanicum, 1792 nucleotides. Lineage: Eukaryota; Metazoa; Platyhelminthes; Trematoda; Strigeidida; Schistosomatidae. The record is from the annotation of a GenBank genome assembly.
AGCAAACUUAUAUUGAUCUCUGGAUACUUGGGUCAGUUUUGUUUUAGUGAGCUAAAGGUAUAUUAACCAUUUGUACUCUGACCAUAAGUAGUUGUGUACGUGAUUGAAGUUCGUAAGCCGUUCAUUUCUUUAUAGUAAUACUUACUGUGUUAAAAUGUCGCGAUUUCAACCCUAUCUAACUGAAGCUCAAGAGAAUGAUCUGCGCCAAAUCGCUCAAGCUAUUUGUGCUCCUGGUAAAGGAAUUCUAGCUGCUGACGAAAGUACAGCCACAAUGGGAAAAAGGCUUCAACAAAUUGGUGUCGAAAAUAACGAAGAAAAUCGUCGUCUGUAUCGGCAAUUACUUUUUAGUGCUGACCACAAAUUGGCUCAAAACAUCUCAGGAGUUAUACUAUUUGAAGAGACACUACAUCAGAAGUCAGAUGACGGAAGAACUCUCCCAAGCUUACUGGCGGAAAGAAAUAUCAUACCAGGAAUAAAAGUUGAUAAAGGUGUUGUUCCUCUUGCGGGUACCGAUAAUGAGACGACAACUCAGGGCCUUGAUGAUCUGGCCUCACGUUGUGCUGAAUAUAGAAAACUUGGAUGCCGCUUUGCAAAAUGGCGUUGUGUUUUGAGAAUCUCUUCACAUACACCCUCUCGUCUAGCAAUGAUUGAAAAUGCCAACGUACUUGCACGCUAUGCUACUAUCUGUCAGCAAAAUGGUUUGGUGCCGAUUGUUGAACCUGAGGUGCUUCCUGAUGGUGAACAUGAUUUGCUAACGGCUCAAAGAGUAACAGAAGAGGUUUUGUCAUUCGUGUACAAGGCUUUGGCCGACCAUCAUGUUUACUUAGAAGGAACGCUUUUAAAACCCAAUAUGGUUACUGCUGGACAGGCCUGCAAGAAAGGUUACUCGCCACAUGAAAAUGCUUUAGCUACCGUGAGAGCUCUUCAACGCACAGUCCCUCCAGCUGUUCCAGGUAUCACAUUUCUGUCUGGAGGUCAAUCAGAAGAGGAUGCUACUAAAAAUCUGAAUGAAAUUAACAAGAUUCCAGGACCAAAGCCAUGGGCGCUUACUUUCAGUUUUGGUCGUGCUCUACAAGCCUCAGUUUUAGCCACAUGGAAAGGAAAGAAAGAGAAUGUUCACGCCGCUCAGGAAGAACUAUUAAAACUGGCGAAAGUAAAUAUAUUGGUUUACUGUAACUACUGUCUAUUUUGUUUCUUUUUCUAUCACUUAGUUUCAUUCAGCACUUAAAUAUGUUUAGCUUUCUUAAUAGUUAGAAAAACACUCAAGUCAUAUAAGUGUCGACACUUAACAGUGUUUGUUAGGGGCUCAUUAUGAGUUUUCAUGUGUAUUUUUGAUUCGCUGGCCAAAUGAAUUAAGCUACGUCAACUGCUAAUGUUUUUGUUGAUGUCCAUAAUAUGCUUUCAUGACCAUCAAAAAAGAUACCGGAAAUGCUACACUACAGAAUGGCCAAUGGUGACGCUGCUGUGGGCAAAUACGCAGGAAACAUGGGAACCGCUCUGGGAGACAAAUCAUUGUUUGUUGCUAAUCAUGCUUAUUAAAUCUUUAUGCCAUCCAUAUAUCAUCUGUUUUCAUGUCAUCAAUAUUUAGCACAACUAGUCGACAUCCUAAGUAACGUUUUUCAUGUGAUUUAACAUUAAACCAGUCGUCAGAUCAAUUCUCCUAUAUUUUUAUUUUUGUUCUUAAAUUCUGACAUGUUAAAUUUCUUGAUCAUAACUUUAUUUACUAUUGCACUUUAUAGUGUUAGUUAUUUUAUCAAGUCAUAAUAACCAAAUAAACUUUCAUUCUCCUCGC